This is a messenger RNA of Lates calcarifer (barramundi perch), 2484 nucleotides long. RefSeq names its product KIAA0513 ortholog. Bases 304 to 1590 code for a protein of 428 amino acids. The record is from RefSeq and is a predicted model, not a curated record. The transcript has 13 exons. Lineage: Eukaryota; Metazoa; Chordata; Actinopteri; Centropomidae.
CGCACUUUUGCAUUCAGACCACAGUCGCGGAGCACAAACGACGCACAAACAGUAAGGAAGAGCUGCCCCCCUCUCCUGUCAGCGAGAGAGGCCUCACGUACAUGCGUUGGGUUUGUGAGUUCACCUGAUGUCAACACCCUGAGGGGAUGGGAGGUUCUGCAAAAAUCAAGACCCAGUAACAGCAGAGACCUCAGUUGAAACCCUCAGCUACAUCUGUGACCAUCCCCAUGUUCCUGCAGAGUACUGAAUAGCUCACUCCAAAAACACUGUUGUAGAGCUAAGAGGAAAGGACUUAUUUCCAAUAUGGAGGGCAUAGCAGUGCAGAACCUAAUAGACUUUGACCUGCCCUCAGAGGCCACAGCUCUUUGUGUAGAUGCAGGCCAACACAAAGGCCACACAGACAUUUUCUCCCCAGAGCCAGUAUCUUCCAUGGGAGUCCAACAGCAGCCCCUACUGCCAGAACCCUUGGCACCCAUGAAGCCCAGCUCUCACCACCACCAGGAAGGAGGCAAUGACAGCGACGCCACAGAGUCAGCAGACAGCGAGAAUGACAUGGACCCGCCCUCUCAUAUGUGGGAGCUGAGGAGGUCAUCGUCUUCAUCUGCUCACAGUCGGGAGGAUGUUGACGCUGAGACAGAGGAGAGGAGGCAGUUCAUGAAGGCUUAUGUGGAAAAGGUGUUUCAUGGAAAGGAGGACUUUGACCAGGAAGAGAAGGCUCAUUUUGGAGAACUGUGCAGUGGAGAGACUGGUAAAGGCAGGGAGUGGUUUGCCAAAUACGUAAGCGCACAGCGCUGCCACUCUAAAUGUGUGAGUGAAGCCACCUUCUACAGACUGGUGCAGUCUUUUGCAGUUGUACUGUUUGAAUGUUACCAGAUGGAUGACUACAGCCCAGCCAAAAACCUCAUGACUAUGUGCUUCACAUACUACUACAUUGGGAAGUCUCAGCCAUCUCCGUCAGAGCUGCUGGAUCGUGGUGGUCCUCCAGUUGGUCUGGACUCAUACCUCAAUAAGGCCAACUCCUGGCUGUCUGGAAAAAAAGAUGCUGCUGAGCGCCUUCUUAAAAACACAUCGAAGACUGACGUCAAAGGCUUCUUUGGAGGCCUAGAGAGCAAGCUCAGGAGCUCAAUGGCCCCCAAGACUGAGGAAGGGGAAAGCCCAGUUGACACAAAGCCCAAAUCACCAGUGUCUGAGGCUCCAGAGGAAAAGAAAGGAGAGAAGGUGUACCUGUACACACACCUGAAGCAGCAACCCAUCUGGCAUACGCUAAGAUUUUGGAAUGCUGCAUUUUUUGAUGCUGUCCAUUGUGAGAGGAAGAAAAGAUCACCAACCACAAGGGGGACGCAGGAUGAAGAGAAAGACAAGAGGGAGAAGUGGUGUCAUAUGACCCAGGAGGAGAGGGAUGACAGCUCCAAAAUCGAUGAGAACAUUGCCUUCGGUCAGCUGGGGACAUUCACCCAUAAUAUGCUAGCGUUUGGGCUCAGUAAGAAGCUGUGCAAUGAUUUCCUGAAGAAGCAGGCAGUCAUUGGGAACCUGAAUGAAGAACAGUACAAGCUGCUGAGUGACCACAUAGAGAAAAUGGCGGCAGAGUGAGUUUGAGGGCGAUGGUUUUCAUUUCAGUCUCCACAUGACAGACUGACAGUACACAGACAUCAGAACUUUCUGAACUCAUUAUAGUGACCGGCUCUUCAUUUGACUGUUGUUGUAUUUGUGUGGUUCGCUGCUGACAAACAGUAUAAUCCUCUGAACUGUGCCAUAGUUGUAGCAAACACUGUUUAUCCAGCUUGGUAGUGCUCCUCUGAACCCUGUCCUGUAUCAGCAAUAAUACCAUAUCAUCAGAUGGUGCAUCCUUUCCUCUGUCUUUGACCUGCUCUACAGAAAAUACCAGUGUGAAGUGAAACCAUCAAGUAUAAACCUAAACAGCCUCAGUGUCAGACACUUUGGAUUUAUAUACAUUAUAUGUACAUUAUACAUCCUAUAUUCUGUUUUAGUCUGUGUUUCCCUGGUAACCAUAUUUAUGUUAGUCUAACACAUCUGUUGAAGCACUGUACCGCAUCAUCCUGCCUUGUUGCAUUUUCUAUAAACAUCUACACACAGCUCAGAGUAGACAGGUAUAAUAAUACAAGGCUCACAGUGUUUUAAUCUGUUCAGGAGGCGUCUGGUCAGUUUCACAUUACACUGUCACUGAAGUUGAUUACUGAAUACUCAUCUGUGCUUUCUGUGACAUUGAUAUAUCCUAUGGAGCAGUACAAACAAAAAACACAGCUUUAACAUAAUUUAAGAUGGAACUUUAUUGAUGGCAAUUUAAAAUCGGAAGAAAUAAUACCCCUCCAUGCCUUUGCCUUAAAGGAAGAGACAGCUGUCUGAGCUUAGCAUAAAGAAAUGGGGGAAAACAGAAAACUUCUUCUUCUUAAAGCUCACUGAUAAACAUGUUGUUGUUUGUUUAAUCCACACAAAAAGUGAAGUGUAAAAAUGGCAGUGUGUUUU